UGACGUCAGGGCGUUGGGGCAGCUCCUGUGACAGACGGAGCUGGAGCGGCGGGGCGGCGGCGGAGUCCGGCGGCCGAGAUAGCGAGUGAGCGAGCGAACGAGCAGCGACCCCGGGGUCCAGGGAGCGAGAAGGAGAAGGAGGGGAGCGCUCGGGUGCGAGCGAGAGAAACCACGAGCGCCAGGCUUGGGCUCGAGCUCCGGAACGGCUGAGGAGCCCGCCCGCUCCCCUCCCCUCCCCCUCCCCGGGACAGGGCCCAGCGCGCCAUCCUCCCCCUCCCUCCUUCCCUCCCUCCCUCCUUCCUCCCUUCCCUCUCCCUCUCCCCCUCCCCCGCUGGUGGAUGGGAGUGAAGGACGGAAGAGGCCCUGCGGAGGCGGCGGUGCAGCGCUCCGGUGGAAUGAACCUUACUUGUUGAAUAUCUCCUGGUUACUUGUUGGAUUCACUUGUGGAAGAAUCAUUUUCCCCUGCGUGGAAGCCACUUAGUGGCAUAUUUAAUUAUAAAUCCAGGGAUUGCAAAGUUUUUUGAUUUCCCAAAGGAGGGACAUACCACUAUAUCAAAUAAGCUUGACAUUACAGCCAAAAUGGUGCUGUCCCAGAGACAACGAGAUGAACUAAAUCGAGCUAUAGCAGAUUAUCUUCGUUCAAAUGGCUAUGAAGAAGCAUAUUCAGUUUUUAAAAAGGAAGCUGAAUUAGAUAUGAAUGAAGAAUUAGAUAAGAAAUACGCUGGUCUUUUGGAAAAAAAAUGGACAUCUGUUAUUAGAUUACAAAAGAAGGUUAUGGAAUUAGAAUCAAAACUAAAUGAAGCAAAAGAAGAAUUUACGUCGGGUGGACCUCUUGGUCAAAAAAGAGACCCAAAAGAAUGGAUUCCCCGUCCACCAGAAAAAUAUGCAUUGAGUGGUCAUAGGAGUCCAGUCACUCGAGUCAUUUUCCAUCCUGUGUUCAGUGUUAUGGUCUCUGCUUCAGAGGAUGCUACAAUUAAGGUGUGGGAUUAUGAGACUGGAGAUUUUGAACGAACUCUUAAGGGGCAUACAGACUCUGUACAGGAUAUUUCAUUCGACCAUAGUGGCAAGCUUCUGGCUUCAUGUUCUGCGGAUAUGACCAUUAAACUAUGGGAUUUUCAGGGCUUCGAAUGCAUCAGAACCAUGCAUGGCCAUGACCACAAUGUUUCUUCAGUAGCCAUCAUGCCCAAUGGAGAUCAUAUAGUAUCCGCCUCAAGGGAUAAAACUAUAAAAAUGUGGGAAGUGCAAACUGGCUACUGUGUGAAGACAUUCACAGGACACAGAGAAUGGGUACGUAUGGUGCGGCCAAAUCAAGACGGCACUCUGAUAGCCAGCUGUUCCAACGACCAGACUGUGCGCGUGUGGGUCGUAGCAACAAAGGAAUGCAAGGCUGAGCUUCGAGAACACGAGCAUGUGGUAGAAUGCAUUUCCUGGGCUCCAGAAAGCUCCUAUUCUUGCAUCUCUGAAGCAACAGGAUCUGAGACUAAAAAAAGUGGCAAGCCUGGACCAUUCUUACUGUCUGGAUCCAGAGACAAGACUAUCAAGAUGUGGGACGUCAGUACUGGCAUGUGCCUUAUGACCCUUGUGGGUCAUGAUAACUGGGUACGUGGAGUUCUGUUCCAUUCUGGGGGGAAGUUUAUCUUGAGUUGCGCUGAUGACAAGACCCUGCGUGUGUGGGAUUACAAGAACAAGCGAUGCAUGAAGACCCUCAACGCGCAUGAACACUUUGUUACCUCCUUGGAUUUCCAUAAGACGGCACCAUAUGUGGUUACUGGCAGUGUAGAUCAAACAGUAAAGGUGUGGGAGUGCCGUUGAUUGAGUUUCAUUUGGCCCCUCCUCCCUUGUUUCCUCUGGAUGCACUCUGAUGAUACCAUGGUUACCCCAUUGAGCUCUGUUUAAAUAAAUAUUGUCCUUUCAUGUAAAUUAUUCUGGAUGUAGAUUGAGCUUAUUAAAUGUUACACACAAAGUAUUCAUGCAUGGUGAAUCCAAAUUGUAUACUGUAAAUUUACAUACGUUGUCUAGAAGUACCAUAGGGUUUAAAAACCUGGGCUGGCAUUGGUCACACCAGGCCUAAGAAGGCAGAAGUUGAAUAAAUUGAACUAGGGCACUAAACUGAAUAGUUGACAGUGUCAUUUUAUGUUGGAUUAUUAAUUCCUGUUUUUCUUUCUGCUAUCUGUUGGUGCCUGACUUGAUGGCCUCAUUUGGGGGAAAGUGGUGGUUAUUAGGGCUUUUUCUGAAAUGUGUAUCUAUGUAACAUCACUUAAGUGUGCUUAAUAAAUCUUCUUUAAGGAUGUUAGGUAAUAAGGCUACAAUUCAGAAUCUUCUGAACCAUCUAUGUAAUUAAUGGGGAUUACACAUUGGAAUUUUUGUCAUGACACAUUUGCCAAAUCAGUAGGAUACAUUUGUUUUGGCAGCCUAUCAAGCCAAGGCUAGUGGUAUAUUUAUGUAAGAAAAUGACUGUAAAUCUGAAAUAAGAAAAAUCUCAGCAGCUAAUAACAAAUCAUUUAUUUCAUUUGGGUCUUAAUGCUUUGUAAACAGGUUUAAAAAACACUGUAAUACUCUAAGCUUCUAUUUUCCACACUAGACACACUUCUAGUUGUAUUCUCCAUACUGUUAGACUGUAUAGUGAUGUGACUUCCAAGUAGAGUUUAAUCUUCCCAUUGAGUGUGUCAUGGUACAAAUCACUAUUUGUUUUUGAUGUUUUUUAGGGAUGUGCAAUGUGCAUAACAUAAUGACAAAGAAAUAUUGAAAAGGUUAGGUUUGCCCAUUUUAAGGGAGUGGGAGAAAUACAGCAGUUUGUUUUUCAACAUGAAUCUGAUAUCGAUUUGAACUGUGUUUAACUUACAAGUUUAUAAAAAGACAGGGUUUAAUGGAACGUGCAUAAAAAUGUACUGUGUUUUCACCUUUUGUUUAUGUAUAAAUGUUUAUGAGUAUAUGGGCCUAUCUAUAAGUGGAUAAGUCUGUAUAUGUAUGUAUAUCACACACAUAAAACCUCCAUGUCCUUGGGUCCUGGGUUUUUGAAGAAGUGCUAAAACAUAUAAAUAGAAUAAAUCUUGCUGUGGAAUACCAUGCUUUAGAACAAA
This is a messenger RNA of Mesoplodon densirostris (Blainville's beaked whale), 3080 nucleotides long. RefSeq names its product platelet activating factor acetylhydrolase 1b regulatory subunit 1 (gene PAFAH1B1). The transcript has 11 exons. Bases 580 to 1812 code for a protein of 410 amino acids. The record is from RefSeq and is a predicted model, not a curated record. Lineage: Eukaryota; Metazoa; Chordata; Mammalia; Artiodactyla; Ziphiidae. Gene Ontology annotation, molecular function: protein binding.